This is a messenger RNA of Rotaria sp. Silwood2, 243 nucleotides long. The record is from the annotation of a GenBank genome assembly. Lineage: Eukaryota; Metazoa; Rotifera; Eurotatoria; Philodinida; Philodinidae.
GAGCGAGAAUUUACUAUGCAUGUUCUUGACAAUUAUAGUCGAGCAAGUCGAAAUUAUAAAUAAUUUUUCUUUUGUAUUUAAAAAAUAUAUUUAUUUUACUUUUAGGAACUUAUUCGAGUUCAUCGUGAAUUACAAAGUUGUUCAGGAUGUUGUUGCUGUGGCAGUUGUGAAGGUUGUAUGCAACAAGUUACCGUUGAGUGUCCACCAGGACAAAUUAUCGGCAUUGUUCAACAAGAGUACUGA